CUUUUCGAAGUCCCUCGGGUGUUUAUGCCUACGACUCGGCGCUAUCAUAUUGAAGAGAACAAAAUUUCCUCGCUGUUCGAACUGCGAAUGACCUAUAUACAGACGGACCCCACUCUUACAUCCCCUAACACUCACAGACAGUUCAAAUCUCGAAACCAAACACGUGGACAAGCAAAGAAACCCUCCUGUAAUCGGUACCAUUAAGAAUGGAAGAGAGGGGUUGCAUUCCAGUUGGUCUACCGGCUCCCAAUCCACUCCCCUCGUAUUGGCAUAUCCCGAAAUCGCCACUCGCAAAUCACAUAGAGUCUGAAUUACCAUCGGAAUGCGAUUAUGUUAUCAUUGGUUCUGGUAUAUCCGGUACGCUAAUCGCGUACGGUCUCUUCUGUUCCGAACCUGGCUCUCGGGUCGUGAUCCUUGAAGCACGGGAGGCCUGCGGAGGCGCCACAGGUCGGAAUGGCGGCCAUACCAAGGCCGCGAGCUAUAGAACGUACCUACAACAUAGGGAAGAACUAGGGAAAGAAGAAGCGCUGAAGAUUGCGAGGCUGGAGUAUGAGAAUAUUUUGGCUACGCAUCGAUUGGCAAGAGAAAUGAAAUUAGAUUGUGAAAGUCAGGAGUGCAAUACGGUGGAUCUUAUUUACGACCAGGAAACCUUCGAACGGGGAAAAAAUGCGGUCGAAAUACUGAGGGCAGAUGCAGAUGAGUCAGAGAGCAUGGAAGGGGGGAUGGCUUGGUACAAGGUUCACUCGCGGAACGAAGCAAUGGCGCGAUUUUGGGUUGACGACAAGAAUCGGAACCCGGAAUUGGAAGAAGACGAACCGCUAGCUGGUGCUUUCGAGUAUGCUGCUGGUCGGAUUAACGCAUAUAAGUUUGCCACUGGGAUAUUGGAAACUUGCGUUAAGGGGGGCUUGAAGCUGUUCACGAAUACUCCUGUAGAAACGAUUACUCCAGCCCAACUCGAUCGAUCAACGGGGAGUUCGUGCCAUACUGUGUCAACACCAAAGGGAAUCAUAUUAUCUCGUUCUGUGAUCCUCGCAACAAACGGAUAUACCGCAAACUUGCUACCAGCCUUCCAAGGUGUCAUCGUUCCUCUCCGUGGUCAAAUAGCUGCACAAAAGCCUGGAAGCGCACCAAAGUUUCCAACUCCUUUACCGACCACGUAUUCGUUCAUUUACAAGUAUGGAUACGAAUACAUGAUCCCAAGACCGCUCUCUGAAGGCGGUCAGCACAUCAUUAUCGGUGGUGGCCUAGGUCGGCAGCCAGAAGGGGGUGCGGGCGAAUUUGGCACAGUUAACGAUAGUGAGCUAAAUGGGAGUAUCUCAAGAUAUUUGAGAGGUAGUCUGGUGGGCUAUUUUGGUAAGCAAAAUUGGGGCAAUGAGACGGGAGAGAGGAUAACUCAAGAAUGGACCGGAAUCAUGGGUACAACUGCUGAUGGCAUACCCUUUGUCGGUCCUAUGCCCAAAACAACGGGACUGUGGAUUGCUGCAGGUUUUAAUGGUCAUGGGAUGGUGUUGUGUCUAAAGUCCGCGGAAGCCCUUGUUCACAUCAUACGAGGUGGAAGUGUAAAGCAACUUGAUUGGUUCCCUACAAGCUUCUUGAUCAACCAGGCGAGGUUGAGCGAGAGUGUAUUCCAUGGGAGGACUGAUAUGAAGGUCCCAGAAACACGAGGGGAAUCUAUUGCUCAGAGCAAACUCUAA
Molecule: messenger RNA, 1694 nt
Organism: Lindgomyces ingoldianus
Lineage: Eukaryota; Fungi; Ascomycota; Dothideomycetes; Pleosporales; Lindgomycetaceae
Product: FAD dependent oxidoreductase
Exons: 2
Coding region: 207-1694 (495 amino acids)
Cellular component (GO): cytoplasm
Molecular function (GO): oxidoreductase activity
Source: RefSeq, a predicted model, not a curated record